UUCCCACAGAUGAAACAUGAAGAGAGGAAUGCGGGUGUCAAUGUUUCCACAGUGAAGCAGUUUGUCCUCUUGGGAUUCUCUGACCUUCCUAACCUCCAAGGGCUUCUAUUUGGGAUAUUUUUCAUCAUGUACUUGACAAUCUUAAUUGGAAAUAGCAUCAUAAUUGUGAUAACAAGGAUUGACCCUGCCUUACAGAAACCCAUGUAUUUUUUCCUGGCAAAUUUUUCUUCUCUGGAAAUAUGUUAUGUGUCAGUAACUCUCCCUAGGAUUCUGUUCAACAUUUGUAUGCAAGAUAGAUUCAUUUCUAUUCUGAGUUGUGCCACCCAGUUAUGCUUCUUCCUUAUGUUGGGGGCAACUGAGUGCUUCCUCCUGGCUGUGAUGUCCUAUGACCGCUAUGUGGCCAUCUGCAACCCUCUGCACUAUCCUUUGAUCAUGAACCCAACAAAGUGCACUCAGCUAGCAGUGUCCUCUUGGCUUGGGGGUAUCCCAGUCCAGAUAGGGCAAACCUGUCAGAUAUUCUCACUGCAUUUCUGUAGUUCUAACAAAAUUGAUCACUUCUUCUGUGACAUACCUCCUAUUCUCAAGCUAGCCUGUGGCGACACGUCUGUGCAUGAGUUGUCUGUCUACAUAGUAGCUAUGCUGUUUGUUGCAUUCCCUUUUAUGUUGAUUCUUGCUUCUUACAGCAAAAUCAUCACCACCAUUCUGAAAUUACCAACUGCUAAGGGACGGGCCAAAGCCUUUUCCACAUGUUCUUCCCACCUGCUGGUGGUGGUCUUAUUUUUUGGAUCUGCUACAGUUACCUAUUUGAGGCCAAAGUCCACUCAUUCUGCAAGAACUGACAAACUGCUCUCUUUGUUCUACACUAUUGUGACUCCAAUGUUCAACCCAAUGAUAUACAGCCUUAGGAAUAAAGACGUGAUUGCAUCCCUGAAAAGACUAUUGUAUAAAAGAUAG
This is a messenger RNA of Jaculus jaculus (lesser Egyptian jerboa), 954 nucleotides long. Its product is annotated as olfactory receptor 10AG1-like. Bases 10 to 954 code for a protein of 314 amino acids. Lineage: Eukaryota; Metazoa; Chordata; Mammalia; Rodentia; Dipodidae. The record is from RefSeq and is a predicted model, not a curated record. Gene Ontology annotation, biological process: G protein-coupled receptor signaling pathway. Gene Ontology annotation, cellular component: membrane. Gene Ontology annotation, molecular function: olfactory receptor activity; G protein-coupled receptor activity. The transcript has a single exon.